AGUGUGCGACCGGUGGGCAUUUUAGGGAAACUUUACGAAGAGCCACUAAGCUCCCCGGGAGCUUUGGAGUGUGGUUACCAUGGCAGCCGCCGUUGUGGAGCAACCGCCACCGUCAGCGCUUGCCAGCGAUGUGAAGAUCGUGAAGGCGAAACCCGUCCGGAAGGUGUUUAAGGGCGCCUCGCGGGUUAUCAACAAAAUUCCGCCCGAGCUGCUUAAUGACCCGGAGCUGAACGCGGCCAUCGGCGCCCUGCCCGCGAACUACAAUUUCGAAAUCCACAAAACGAUUUGGCGUGUCCGGGAGACGAAAGCGAAGCGGGUCGCCCUCCAGAUGCCCGAGGGGCUGCUGAUGUACUCCCUGGUGAUCAGUGAUGUGAUCGAGCGGUUCACCGAGGCCGAUACGAUCGUGAUGGGCGAUGUAACGUACGGGGCGUGCUGUGUGGACGACUUCACUGCCAAGGCGCUCGGGGCCGAUCUGCUGGUUCACUACGGCCACAGCUGCCUGGUUCCGAUCGAUCAAACCACCGGCAUCAAGGUGCUGUACGUGUUCGUGGACAUCAAGAUCGAUGCGCUACACUUUGUCGAGAGCGUGAAGCUGAACUUUCCCCGUGACCGGAAGCUGGCGUUCGUCAGCACGAUCCAGUUCGUGGCCACACUGCACGCCGUGGCCAAAGAGCUGCGCGAGGCACAGUACGACGUGCUGAUACCGCAAUCGAAACCGCUAAGUCCGGGUGAAAUUUUGGGCUGCACGGCCCCGCGGCUGGCGGGCGAGGGCGAUGACGCUCGGACGUUGAUCUACCUGGGCGACGGUCGGUUUCAUCUCGAGGCGGCCAUGAUAGCGAACCCGUCGCUCGAGGCGUACAAGUACGACCCGUACGAGAAGCGGUUCACCCGCGAGCUGUACGAUCACGAGACGAUGCGCCGCAAUCGCAAGCAGGCGAUCGAUGCGGCACGCGACGCGACUUGCUUCGGUCUGAUUCUCGGCACACUCGGUCGCCAGGGAUCGACGAAGGUGCUGGAGCACCUGCAGCAGCGCCUAAAGCAUCACAACCGCCGAUCGGUCGUCAUACUGUUGUCCGAGAUCUUCCCCUCCAAGCUGGCCCUCAUGGACGGUAUCGACGCGUUCGUUCAGGUUGCCUGCCCGCGACUGUCCAUCGAUUGGGGGACGGCCUUCCCGAAACCCCUGCUGACCCCGUACGAGCUGUCCGUCGUGCUCGGUGAUGCGGAGUGGAAAAUCCCCGAAUGCACCGCGGCCAAAGAGACGAAACCGAAAACACCCCCCAAUCUGGAGGUGGCCUAUCCGAUGGAUUUCUAUGCAAACGCGAGCCUUGGCGAGUGGACGCCCAACUUCAAGAAGCUAGACAUUUGCGAAAACUCGACGGGCGGUUGCUGCGGGCGGUGUAAGGAUGAAAAGGACAAAGAGGACAAGAGACAGCCAGAUGGCGAGGAUGCGGCAGCAGAAGCCACUCCACCUGACAAGACCGGAUCAGGCGGUGACGAGAAAGAUUAAAGCGCACGGAAAUGCGUGCGAGACGAUGUGAUGGUUCGUCGUUCCACGCGAACUGCCAAGGAA
Molecule: messenger RNA, 1570 nt
Organism: Anopheles cruzii
Lineage: Eukaryota; Metazoa; Arthropoda; Insecta; Diptera; Culicidae
Gene: Dph1
Product: 2-(3-amino-3-carboxypropyl)histidine synthase subunit 1
Exons: 2
Coding region: 80-1507 (475 amino acids)
Biological process (GO): protein histidyl modification to diphthamide
Molecular function (GO): 2-(3-amino-3-carboxypropyl)histidine synthase activity
Source: RefSeq, a predicted model, not a curated record